This is a messenger RNA of Menidia menidia (Atlantic silverside), 3124 nucleotides long. The record is from the annotation of a GenBank genome assembly. Lineage: Eukaryota; Metazoa; Chordata; Actinopteri; Atheriniformes; Atherinopsidae.
CUGCAGCUGGAGAAUUUCGUUCAGAAGAGCCUGAGGCGGGAAGUUUCCAACGUUCAGUCGCAUGCCGUUCACAACUCAACCGCCACCAUGCUGGAAAUCGGAACCAACCUGCUGUCGCACACGGCCGAGCAAACGCGCAAACUCAACGUGGUGGAAGCCAAGGUGCUGAACCAAACCUCCCGGAUAGAGAUCCAGCUUUUGGAGAACUCCCUGUCCACCAACAAGCUGGAGAAGGAGCUCCUGCUGCAGACGACCGUGAUCGACCAGCUGCGAGACAAGAACAGUCGUUUGGAGAAUAAGGUUCAGAUGCUGGAGUCUCGGCAGAGAGGAGAGCUGGAGGGCAUGAGGGAGGAGAAGAACAGACUGCAGUCCCUGGUCAGGGAGCAGAUGAUGGCCAUAGAGUCUUUGGAGAGGCAGCUUCGAGUGGCCAGCACCAACACCACGGCCCUACAGAGGCAGCAGAGCCAGCUGAUGGAGUCUUUCCACAAGCUCAUUAACAUGGUGACCAGUCCUCCAGGGUCCCCUCCCCGAACCCAGAUGUGGAAGGACUGUGCAGAUGCCUACAAAGCCGGACACGCCGUCAGCGGUCUGUACCACAUCUACAUCGGCAACAGAACCGAACCGGUGCAGGUGUACUGUGACAUGGAGACGGGCGGGGGGGGCUGGACAGUCUUCCAGCGGCGCUUUAACGGCAGCGUGGACUUCCAGAGGAGCUGGAGGGAGUACAAAAUGGGUUUCGGGGACGUGCUGGGAGAGCACUGGCUGGGCAAUGAGCUUUUACACCAGCUGACCACUCAGACCCAGUACUCUCUGAGGGUGGAGCUGAGGGACUGGGAGGGAAACUCUGCCCACUACCAGUACGACCGAUUUACACUGACCAGUGAGACACAACAAUACAGAUUGUAUUUGCGAGGUUUCAGUGGAACGACAGGGAGGCAGAGCAGCCUGACCUCUCACGGGGCCGCAUUCAGCACCCGGGACCAGGACAACGACAACUGUGACCACUGCAAAUGUGCCCUGAUGCUGACCGGGGGUUGGUGGUUUGAUGCCUGUGGUUUCUCCAACUUGAACGGGAUCUAUUACUCAGUGGGCCACAACAUCAGGAAACUCAACGGCAUCAAAUGGCACCACUUCAAAGGCCCCAGCUACUCCCUGAGCGCCACCGCCAUGAUGGUGCGGCCCUAUGACUUCUAACAACACCCCUCAGUCUUCAUAAUGGCUCGAACCAUGACUUCUAACAGCAGUGUUUCAAUUAUAUGUUGGUACAAUCCCAUCGCUCAUGACCUCCAAAACCCCUCACCAGCUCAAAGCAACACUAUGGUACAACCUGAAAUCUCCCUCUGGAACAAACAUGGUACAGUCCUGGACCAGUCAUCUGGUGAAAAGUCCUGUUGGCCUUUGUUCUUAUUGCCUUUUUCUGAUCCUUUAAUGAACCAAACAAACCGAAAAAAAAGAUUUUGUCACAGCAGCAUAUAUAAAUCAACCUGCCAUUUGAAGAAUGAAAAGAAACCAAGAGGGCAAAGUUCAAACCCAGAUUUCCCCUUCAUGGGCUUUUACAUUUGGGGAUGGCUUAAAGUACGCUCACAGUUUCUCCAUUAAAAAAAAAGGGAAAGUUAAAUGAGCUCUAACUUAAUGUCCUAUGUAGAAAUAAUCAAAUCCCUCCUGCCAGCCUCCUCCUAUUUGACUCCAGUGAAAGUCUAUGGUCCCUAAACACCAACAUUUUGAUGUAAGAAAACAAUAUCAAAGCACAUUAUGAGCCAGCAAAAAAAAAAAAAUGGAUACCUAAAACUGGAAGUGGUGAGGUCUUGAUCCUGGUGAGGAGCCUGGCAGCUAAGUUGUGUACAGUAUGGAGUAAACGAAGAGGUUUUCCAUUGAGGUGAACGGCAAGCGUUAUGCACUAUUGAAUGCACGAAGAGAUAAAAGGACAUGGAGUGGUCUGUGUCUGUUCGACGUUUGGAUAUCUGUGUUUUAUCUGUGACGGCGAAACAACGGUCGAGUUAGCUUUUUUUCAGUCUAAACUCAAAUUACCACAAAAACAGAGAAAAGGAUUCCUCACAGCAGACAGAAUUCUGUCGAUUAGCAUAUUUAUAAUAUACCUGCUAACAUUUUAUUUAAUUAGUUAAUGAAGUAAUCGGCUGGCAAAUAGCUAAUGAAAUCUGUUAUUUGCUGUGCACGGUGCUGGUAGUUAGCAGAAUGAGACUGUCCUGUUGUCUGUGGACAGCCAGGAUCGUGAAAUGAUGACAGGCAUCAAGAACAAAGAGAAGACGCGUGGAUAUUGAAAGCUGACCCUGUUGAUAGACCAGAUCAGCUCUAAGGACUUCACACAGGAGGAAGUGACUCUUUCUCCAUGGUUUGUGGUUGGCUUUCAUGGUCAUGAAGACAGGGGGGAAAUAAAAGUCCUGUGCAGGAAGACUGAGCACGGACCGUGUUUUAUUUUGCAGACUCAAACACACAAAUCAGGAGUUUUGUUUGGGAGAUGCGCAAUCAGAAAAAUGGACUUUUAUCGCAUCUCAAACUCUGCAAACUGUGCACAGUUUUGAACAUCCACAUCUUUGUUCAGAAUCAAUUUAAACCCCUGGAUAAUGGAAUGGUGGUUUAAAAUGAAAACUGCAAGCCGGAAAGACACUGAGCGUCACGGUUUUCAAUAUAAUGUUGGAAGAAAUGGCGAGCCCUCAUAAAAUUUGUGUGGAAAAGUGAUUGCAUUUUUAAAUGUGUUACUGGACAUUAAAGAAAAGAUCGAGUCUAAGGAGGAAAAACGCAAAUGAACUGAACAGAGUGCGGCUUUUUCCUUGUUUUUGUUCUGCAACCAUUUUGAACAUUGAAUGGGAAAAGAAAAAAACAAGCUUUGGAUGUUUUAAUGCCUUAAGAUCCCAAUUCUGAAACAAAUAAAUGCUGCUUUGAAUAUUUUCCGAAUGUAAAAAACUGGUUCAUUUUCAUGUUUUUUGUAUCCUGUUAUGGGCUAGCAAUCAAUACUUCAGUGGCAAUAAAUGAGUUAGAGGACAUAUGUUUUACUUAUCAAUGAAUUGCUUUGCUAAAGUCGUCAUUUGUACUGUCUCACUUUGUCUUGUGCACUCACGAUUGUGUCUUAUUUGAGAUUUAUAUUGUGAUUAAAGUGAAAAAAUGU